AGUGUGAUCCACGCGGCCAAACCGCGAGGAUGCGUAUUUAGGAUAAAUAUUUUGACGGUUAUUGAAAGAAAUUACCCUCGAAAUAGAAUAUUUUUCAAUUCGUGAUAGUCGUAUAGAAAUAGUAUGUAAUUAUUGUUCGGUGUUUUCGUAAAAUUUUUCAGGAAAUUUUUUUUAUUUACAUAAGAAAUUAUGUUUCAAAGUGAAUCAAUACACGUAAAAUACGUAACAAUUACCGUUUCAAUAAAACAACAACAGAACAUUUUUUUAAGAUUUUAAAAUUGUGAAAUUUAUUAUAAAAAAAACAUCGAUAGAAUUACGUGUGAAAUUCAAAAGGAUUUGUAGUACCGAAAUUUAAAUCGCAAAAGUUUUAAUCACGAAUUCCUACGUUCCCAUUUCAUGCUCGUUUCGAAACUAUGAUCCUAUUCAAAAAACCAUUUUCGCUUUCUCGAGAAACGAAAAGUCGAUGAGAAUAAUCUCGAAUUCUAAAAGCAUUUAGUAUUACGAACUAUUUGAUCGUUAAGUUCGAAAUUGUCGUUUGCGAAAAGUUUCUCUUAUGUCGUUAUAAAUGAAGGUACGAAUAACGAUUAAUCUAAAAACAUCGUUACACAAGAUAAAGAGGAAUCGUUUUCAAAAUUACCUGCAUACUGGUGAGAACCAGUUCCAAGUGAAGCGAGCUAAGGUUACACAUCCUCACUGAUCAUUCUAGAUUACUGGUAAAAACAAUGUGGUCACAAAAUCCACGUGAGAGAAAAAGAAGCAUGUAAUUCGAAACCAUUAAACAGAUCGAAAGGCAUUGUAACGACAUCUCGCGGAACAAUUUUACGCGCGAAUUAUCACUAAUGAAUUUUUAUAUUUAUGCAAUUAUUCGAUAAUACAAUAAUUUCAAAUAUAUAUAUGUUCCAUUCGCGAUUGAUCCAUUCACGAAAAAAUCGUAAAUUUAAUGGAAUCAAUUACUGAAAUGAAACCGAUAAUGAUCGCUGGCCACUCGAAUCCUCGCAAUGAGCCACUUGAUUCUUAAUGAAACUAUUCAACGAUUCUAUUCGCGGAUUCAUAUCUUAGUUGAGAUUUCAAUCGAUCACAGUUUGUUUUGUUGUUGAAAGAGUAAAGAUACUCGAUUAUCGGUUUUAUUAACUAGAUUCUUUUCACAAUUUGAAGUUUAAGACAACACGAUGCCGUAUCACUUCGAGUUCCCACCGUUUACUACCUGAUGUUAGCCACGAGGCAUAAUUGUCGCGCAGAUCGCAUGACUAUCGAUUAUCGGAAAUAGUUCGAUUUCUCUAGAGAAUCUCGCAGUGAUCUCGCUGCAGUGUUGUGAAUAUCAUGAGUGACAUUGACAUUCGAAUUGUUGUUAGUGCAGUGAAAAAAUUGAAAAAAAGAAUGUUAUUAUGAACGAAGAAUUGUGUAAUGAAGAAAAAAAAUUGCAGUUGGAAAUUAAAAUUCAAGAAAUUGCCUAAAAAUGUAGAAAGGCGAGAAAGGGUCAGAUCGAGGAAAAGUUAGAAACAUUAGAACAGCGAAAGAAAGCCGAUCUUAAAGAAUCCGUGAAUCCCGGGGAAUGUUGGAAAAUGUCGUGGAGAAGGCUCUCAACGCCAUCGUGAUCGCGUUUCCUAAUUAGAUUAGGAAGGGAACGGCCGAUUAUUUGAAAACUGGUCGACCCAAUCCCCAAUUUUCCUGAUGUGAAGGAUGUGCGAAACUGUCGAGGAGAUCGAGUGAGUUUCCGUUCGAAGCGCGAAUUCGACAGAAGGUAAUUAUGCGGAGUAGAAGACAGAGUGGGGUGUCGCGAGUGAAUAGGGUGACGAGGCGUUGCUCUUUCGUGGACAAGGUGCCCUAGUUCCCUAGAAUGGCUCGGUGUCCGCGUGAGUCGUGCUCCCUGUGACAAAGUUUGGGAGAAAUCUAACGGAUUUGCCAGAACACCGGAUGAACAGAGGCCAGAUCCGGACGGAUCCCUGUCGAUACGAUUUUGCCGCGACAUGGAGGGGGAUCUGAUCACCUCUUGGACCGGCAACCUGACCGCGAUGUUGCACCACCUGCCCUGUAACGACAGCUUCCUCGGAUGCGUGGAGGAGUGCGGAUUCGCCUCGUCGGGAUUCGAUCACGUGUGCACGGCCGAGAAGGGAACCUUCGCUUCGUCCAUGACUCUGCUCUGCAGGCCCUGCGAUUACAGCUGCGACGUGAACGUGUCCCUGGUACUCAGCGGACUGGAGAGCGUAGAGGGCGUUUUCCUGUCCAGGUUUUCGAGGUUCAAGGAGUGCAACGAGACCGAUUUUCCCGAUCAGAUUUUGGAGUGCACGGCGACGGAGAACGCGACUACCGAAGACCUGACCGUCUCUUGCUCGCACAGGACGAAGUUGAGCUCGACUGGGAACAGAGGGCGACGUCUCGACUGGAACUUUCUCUUCGUUGCUGUAUUUAUCGUGGCGGGUGGCCUGGGGAACAUACUCGUCUGCCUCGCUGUGGGGCUCGAUAAAAGGCUGCACAACGUCACCAAUUACUUCCUUUUGUCUCUCGCGGUGGCCGAUUUACUCGUCAGCCUGUUCGUCAUGCCUCUGGGCGCGAUCCCAGGCUUCUUGGGAUACUGGCCAUUCGGAGUGGUGUGGUGUAACGUGUACGUGACGUGCGAUGUGCUGGCUUGUUCCGCGAGCAUAAUGCACAUGUGCUUCAUCUCGUUGGGCCGGUAUCUCGGCAUCCGGAACCCUUUGCGGACGAGGCACACGUCCACCAAACGGAUGGUCGGCUUCAAGAUAGCGGCUGUGUGGUUGCUCGCCAUGUUGGUCUCCAGCUCGAUCACGGUUUUGGGCAUAAUAAAUCCUCUAAACAUUAUGCCACGGCCGGGAGCAUGCGUGAUCAACAACAGAGCGUUUUUCGUGUUCGGUUCUCUGAUCGCCUUCUACAUACCCAUGAUCGUCAUGGUAGCCACUUACGUUCUGACGGUGCAGCUGCUCAGGCAAAAAGCUCGUUUCAUCGCGGAACAUCCUGAACGAGAUCAAUUUCGAAGGCUGGGAGGCAGAUACUUCUCGACGAAGGCCUCCUCCACCGCCACUUCGACCGUGGAAACGGCCACCCCUUCGUCAUCGCGGUACACGUGGAGGACUUCCGGCGGUGUCGGAAGCGACAGUUUAACCAAAUUAAACGCGGAGGCUCUGUACCAUCGCAAGCAUAACAGGUGCAGGGGGGCAAGGUCGGCCGCAAAGUCUCAACCGCAGUUGAAUUUCGCCGUGAACGGGGCGAGUAACCCGGCCGGAAGCGGAACCGGGUCGACGAGACUGGCGACGAAAGUGGAUCAGGCGACGCAAACGCCGGAGAAUAUCGGCCGUGAAACAAGGAAUUUCACUCUGAAGGCUUUGAAGCUCCAAUUAAACGUCACUCCCAACACCCUGAAUCUCAGGUUUCUCCCCGGCAGAACGAAGAGGAGAUCGUUGGCCGCGAACGCCGUUGCAACGGAGCAGAAAGCCAGCAAGGUGUUGGGCUUGGUUUUCUUCAUGUUCGUGCUCUGCUGGGCCCCGUUUUUUCUACUGAACAUAUUUUUCGCCGCGUGUCCCGAGUGCUCGGUGCCGGUACACGUGGUCAACGUAUGCCUGUGGCUCGGAUACGUGUCCUCCACGAUCAAUCCGGUGAUCUACACCAUCUUCAAUAGAACGUUCAGGGCUGCGUUCAUCAGAUUGUUGAAGUGCAAGUGUUCCAGGUCAGCAAGGCCGAGACACCGUUCGGUGACGGAAAGUGGACGAAACGCGAUGAGCCUGUGCACCCCGACCGCGCUGCCAUUGGUCAUUAGUCUUCAGGGUACGCCGUUGUUGACGCCAACACCGAAUCCGACGGCCACGCCGGCCUCGGCAACCUCCUACGUCACGAUGAUGCAUCGCACGCCAACCUCCCUUUACCGUGACACUUUUCAUCAACACGAGCACGAUCAGAAUUGUUGAGGAGAACAAAAGUGUCCCUUCUCGAGGAUGUGAGAUCGAUCACACACACGGGUGGAACGAUUCCUCGUAUCGAGGGGAUUUCUUUCAGUCUUUUUUUCUCUUUUUUUUUUCCUAUUUUUCCCCAUCUUUGCGAAAUUCCAUUAUCGAUGGAUUCCGUUAUGCGAAUUCGAGAAAUCGGGGAAGUAUGUACAAAAGUUUUCCAACUAGAAAUUAUUCCCCGUAUUAUUUACGAGAUGAAGUGAAAUUAAAAGUUUCAACCCUUCGAAUAUGGAUAUAUACGAUAUGGAACAUGGAUGCGUAAUCUCGAAUAGAGAGAAAUCGAGUAACUCGAGAGAAUGUUUGAUCUAAAAAUACCUGCCGCACAAUUUUUGCCUCCGUGUCUUUUCAUGCUCAAUCGUGGUAGAGGAAGAACAGCAAAGAAUCCCGAGAAGAAAUAUAUAUAUAUAUAUAUGUAAAUGUGAUAAAACAUUUUGUAUUAUCGUUUACUUUCUUCUGGAAAUUUUCCGGACGAUGCAAAGAUCGUUGAUCCAAGUGUUUCAUCGAACCAAAGAUUAUUCAUAAGUGGAAACGUACCUUUUAGAGAGAAGUGAUCGUUGUAACGAAGUAAAAUUAGAAGUAAAAUUGCAUGGAAUAAAGAAUAGCGCGUCGAUUCCAUCGUAAUGAUCGUGCGGACGAUUAUUUUUCAUCGAUCUUGUAUCUCUCUCUCUCCUUUUUUUUUCUUUUUUCUUCUCCGAUACGUGUCGAUUAAAACGCACUAUCAUCUGUGAUACCGAUGGAAAAAAUAUUUCUUUGUUCUCCACCGCGGACGUUGAGAUUAUUCCUCGUAGAGAUUCGAUAAACAAAACGAUUAAGAAUCCAGAAGAGAUACGAAUUAUAAUAAAGAUAGAAUCUUAUUUACCUAUAGAAUUUUCUCGAUUUUAAAUCCAUCGUUCUUGAGAUCGACGAAAUUCCCAUACUUUCCAGCCAGGAGGAAAGAAAAAAAAAAAAUGUCAUUCCUACUUUACCUUCAUUUGUACUAACUUUUAUUUGACAAAUAAAAAGUAUCCAUUACAAAUAAUUGUAAACUGUAUAUCUUAUAUAAUACACACAUCGUGAUACGAGCGAGAUUACGAUUCUCUCUCUCUCUUUCUCUCUUACCCAUUCUCUCAUGCAUACAUUUUUCAUCUUAAUUGUACACGCACACCACUUUCUCCCUCUCUUUCUCUCUCUUUCUGUCUCGAUUUUCUUUUUCUCAACCCUCGGCCGAUUCGCAAUUUACGAACUUUCUUCCAUCCGUGUCUUCCCUCGACACGCGUUCACACACACACACACACACACACAGAGAUACACACGGUAAACACACCAAUUUCUCUCCCUCUCACGCAUUUCGUGUGUGUAUAUGUAUGUAUGUAUAUGUAUUUAUGUAUGUUUCUCUGUUUUGUUGCCUGUUUCUCGUGUGUUACUCUUAUUACAUAAAUCGAUCUCGGAGUAUAAUGAAAAAAUGUUCCGUGCCGCUUCCAUAUGACUAUUCAAAUUCGGCAAAAGCGAAUAAUUUAUUAUCUACGACUAUUGACGCCAAUAAUUUCGAAAUAAAAAAAAAAAAAAUCAUACAUAAAAUGAUAUUUCUUUUAGAAUUUAAGAAUAUUUGCAAUUCCACCAUCGAAUUUCUCGUCAAGUGUUAAAUAUCGAUAGCAGAGAAAAAUGGACUGAAUGUAAAUUAAAAUCAACGAGAACAAAUUCAUCGUUGCAAUUGGAAGAGAAGCUUGCCAAGAACAUUUCUCAUCCCCGACAUCACGAAAAAGACGGUACAAUCGAUCGUGAGUCGAACGAAAAUGCACGCGCGAUUCUCUGUUCGAGAUCACGCGGACGUAAAAGAUUCCCUUUUUAUUUCUUUCUUAUUUAUUUUUUUUUUCCUUUUUUCUUCCUUUUUUUUUUAUCUUGUUUAACACGACGCUGUGUGGGGGUGGAUCAUCGGAAAAGAGGGGACUUGGUUUUCCUUAUUAAACCUAAGAGAAAAAAAGG
Apis cerana (Asiatic honeybee) is the source of this 5918-nucleotide messenger RNA. It is a transcript of the gene 5-HT2A, whose product is annotated as 5-hydroxytryptamine receptor 2A. The record is from RefSeq and is a predicted model, not a curated record. NCBI's taxonomy places the organism in Eukaryota, Metazoa, Arthropoda, Insecta, Hymenoptera, Apidae. Gene Ontology annotation, molecular function: neurotransmitter receptor activity; G protein-coupled serotonin receptor activity; serotonin binding. Gene Ontology annotation, cellular component: plasma membrane; dendrite. Gene Ontology annotation, biological process: serotonin receptor signaling pathway; G protein-coupled receptor signaling pathway, coupled to cyclic nucleotide second messenger; chemical synaptic transmission.